This is a messenger RNA of Odobenus rosmarus divergens (Pacific walrus), 994 nucleotides long. It is a transcript of the gene SCO2, whose product is annotated as protein SCO2 homolog, mitochondrial-like. Gene Ontology annotation, biological process: intracellular copper ion homeostasis; mitochondrial respiratory chain complex IV assembly. The record is from RefSeq and is a predicted model, not a curated record. Gene Ontology annotation, molecular function: copper ion binding; copper chaperone activity. NCBI's taxonomy places the organism in Eukaryota, Metazoa, Chordata, Mammalia, Carnivora, Odobenidae. The coding region runs from base 181 to 981 and encodes 266 amino acids. Gene Ontology annotation, cellular component: mitochondrial inner membrane. The transcript is spliced from 2 exons.
CAGGCACAUCCCGUGCACAGCUUAGAGGGCGUAUGUAAAGGAGGAAGCUGGCGUGGAGAGGCUUUGGGACGUGCCGAAGGUCAUCGAGCCCCGAGCGCAAGCCACCGGACGUGGCGGAGACCAGACGUGUAGGAAUCCCCGGGAGGGUCUUUUCAGCAGCCGAACAGGAGCAUUAGGCCCAUGCUGCUGCUGGUUUGGACUCCCAAGGCUUGGCAUAGGCUCUCUCCUCUCAAGCCCCCAGCUCUCCUUUGGACCCCAGGAGGUGAGGCCCUACACGUGAGGUACCGGCUCAUGUCAAGGCAGGGCCCUGGAGAGGCAAGCCGGCAGAGCCAGCCCCAGGGCCCUGGGUUUCGAACCAGGCUAUUGAUCACUGCUUUGUUUGGGGCUGGGCUGGGCGGGGCCUGGCUGGCUGCAAGGGCUGAGAAGGAGCAGCGGCGGCAGCAACAGCGGACAGAGGCCCUGCGCCAGGCAGCCGUGGGCCAGGGUGACUUCAACCUGCUGGACCACCGGGGACAGGCUCGCUGCAAAGCUGACUUCCGGGGUCAGUGGGUCCUGAUGUACUUUGGAUUCACUCACUGCCCCGACAUCUGCCCGGAUGAGCUGGAGAAGCUGGUGCAGGUGGUACAGAAGCUGGAGGCUGAGCCUGGCCUGCCCCCAGUGCAGCCUAUCUUCAUUACUGUGGACCCCGAACGGGACACCAUCGCAGCCAUGGCCCGCUACGUACAGGACUUCCACCCACGGUUGCUGGGCCUGACAGGUUCUGCUGAGCAGGUAGCCCAGGUGAGCCGCAGCUACCGCGUAUACUACAGCGCUGGCCCUAAGGAUGAGGACCAGGAUUACAUUGUGGAUCACUCCAUCGCCAUCUACCUGCUCAGCCCUGACGGCCUCUUCACAGACUACUACGGCCGGGCCAAAUCAGCACAGCAGAUUGCGGACAGCGUGAGGCGCCACAUGGCUGCCUUCCGCAGCGUCCUGGGCUGAAUCAAGUCAUUAA